AAUAUCUUCCCUCCAGCUCCGCCGGACACAUACUGUAUCUAUCAGUUGUUAUGUUGUCACAUUGGACGGCACCGUGAUCGGGGCAGGCGCGUGGAUACCUUUACGCGCGGCGGCAGCUGUGUAAAUGACUUGUGAAGAGGUUGAUGCAAGAGGAAAGAGGGCGGUCAAAGUGUGACGGUAAACAGUGUGCCUUUCUCUGGCAACGGUUUCCCUCCCAGCGCCUCUUAGACUACGUCUCGCACGUGUAUUGUAUUGUUCGUCCAGGGCACAGCUGCCGGCACAGGACACGCAUGCUUGAAAAGACCAUCGCGCACUUGAUGCCCGCUUUGGUGAUGCCAUGCCCCGGAACCACAGCGGAGACGAAGGCGGCACCGGGCUCUGGAUGAGGACGUCGCCGGGGCACCGUACCGAAGGCUACGGCUUGAAAGAUGUGGAGUGCGGACGAAGGAUGAUGAACAACGCGGGAGACGGUUUGCUGUCAGCCUCCACCGCAGCAGCAGGUGCUGCCGGGUCCGAGAGCCUGAGGGGGAAGCAGGGAGCCCGGCUCAGCCUGCUGGGGAAGCCGCUCAUAUACAGCGCGCAGAGCGGCCGGAGAAACGUGCGCUACCGGCGGCUCCAAAACUACCUGUACAACGUGCUGGAGAGACCGAGAGCCUGGGCAUUCAUCUACCAUGCGUUUGUGUUCAUCUUGGUCUUCAGCUGCCUCGUCCUCUCUGUGUUCUCAACCAUCCCGGCUCAUCAGGACUUCUCCUCCUACUGUCUCCUCAUUCUGGAGUUUGUGAUGAUCGUGGUGUUUGGGUUGGAGUACAUCAUCCGUAUCUGGUCGGCAGGAUGCUGCUGUCGCUACAGAGGAUGGCAGGGACGACUCCGCUUCGCCAGGAAGCCUUUCUGUGUCAUAGACAUCAUAGUGCUGAUAGCGUCGGUGGCGGUGGUGUCGGCUGGUAGCCAGGGAAACAUCUUUGCCACCUCAGUCCUGCGGAGCCUGCGUUUCCUGCAGAUUCUACGCAUGGUACGAAUGGAUCGAAGAGGAGGCACCUGGAAGCUGCUGGGCUCUGUGGUCUACGCACACAGCAAGGAGCUGGUAACCGCCUGGUACAUCGGCUUCCUGGUUCUCAUCUUCUCUUCGUUCCUCGUCUACCUUGUGGAGAACAAGUUCAACAAGGAGUUUGCAACUUACGCUGAUGCUCUGUGGUGGGGCACGAUCACGCUGACAACCAUUGGUUAUGGAGACAAGACACCAAAGACAUGGACAGGACGGAUGCUGUCCGCAGGGUUUGCCCUCCUUGGCAUCUCCUUCUUUGCUUUGCCAGCUGGUAUUCUGGGCUCAGGCUUUGCCCUGAAGGUCCAGGAGCAGCACAGACAGAAGCACUUUGAGAAGAGGAGAAACCCAGCCGCCUACCUCAUCCAGUGUGUUUGGCGUAGUUAUGCGGCUGAUGAGAACUCGGUUUCCAUUGCUACCUGGAAGCCUCACUUGAAGGCGUUGCAUACCUGCAGCCCUACAAAGAAGGAGCAGGGAGAGUCGACCACAAGUAAAAUUCAUAGUAAUAAACAGAAGCUACUGAGGAGGCGUACCACUCGGAAACAUAGUCAGAAGCUGAGCUUCAAGGAGCGGGUGAGGAUGGCGAGCCCCCGAGGUCAGAGCAUCAAGAACAGGCAGACGUCUUCAGUGAACGACCGGCGCUCUCCGGUGGCUGAUGCUGGGACAGAGGGCACCAGCCCUGCUAAGGUGCAGAAGAGCUGGAGCUUCAACGACCGCACACGCUUCAGACCCUCACUCCGCCUUAAGAGCCAGUCGCGCUCCACCACUGAUGCAGACUCCAACAUGGCAGCGGAGGAUGGCUUCGAUGAGAAAGGCUGUCACUGUGACAUCUCAGUGGAGGACUUGCUGCCCUCGGUCAAGUCUGUCAUUAGAGCUGUCAGGAUAAUGAAGUUCCAUGUAGCCAAGAAGAAGUUUAAGGAGACCCUGCGUCCUUAUGAUGUCAAGGAUGUGAUUGAACAGUACUCUGCUGGUCACUUGGACAUGCUGUGCCGCAUCAAGAGCCUGCAGACCAGAGUGGACCAAAUCCUUGGGAAAGGCCAGAUCCCUCUGGAUAAGAAGAUUCGGGAGAAGCUGCUGUCUGAUGGAGAUAUGCUAGAGGACAUGAGCAUGCUGGGUCGUGUCUGUAAGGUGGAGCGGCAGGUCCAGUCGAUUGAGUCAAAACUCGACUCCCUGCUUGACAUCUAUCGUCAGGUUUUGCACAAAGGCUCCUCUUCAGCCCUCACGCUCGCCUCUCUGCCCCUGUUUGAGUUGGAACAAACCUCUGACUACCACUCCCCCGUCUUCAGCAAGGACCUGUCGUGCUCCACCCAGGUCAGCAGCAGCGGGGCACCUCCCCCUGGCAGCUGCAUCACACGCUCCUCAACCAACUCCCACCUCUCCCAGGGUGGACUCCAUCUCAUCCUGGCGCCACCCAGCGAGCUCAAUGCCUCCUCUUCAACCGGCCUGACAUCCUCUUCUUUCAGCCCAUCACCGCUGCCUCAUCACCAUCAUCAUCACCAUCACCACCAUCGUCAUCCUCAUCACCAUCAUCAUCCCCAGCCUCAGGCCACCACGCCUGAAAGUGGCACAGAUGAGGCUGUGGGGAGUUCUCCACCCAUCCUCACCCCCAAUAGUAUCAGCAGUGGUGGCGGCGGUGGAGUUGGAGAUGGAGGGUUUCCUCUUCUGGCAAGGCUUCCACCACCACCCCCUCCCAGCCGGAGUGGGGGCCAGGGCAACUUGCUACGAGCCACUUCCACGGACAUGGAGGACUUUUGUGGAGGUUUAGGGAUGCAGAUGGAGGACAGCAAUGUUGGGGAGGACCUUAGCCUUGGGUUGGGACUGGGCAGCCUGGGACAGAAGCUACAGGGCGGCACCAACAGCAAUGGCAGGUUAAAUGCUAAGGAGGAGAGCUCCUGGAGGAGACAUAUGAGCCUGGAGCUGCAGCCUCUGGUGCCACCAGCUGUGGGCUGCUGCUCUGGCCCCAGCCAGGUGGACCGGGGCUUGGGCAAGUCAAUGUCGGUGCAGGACCUGAUGCAGGCAGCCCCAGGGACUGUCCAGGACACCCACCACAGCCACAGCCUCUCAUCUCCGAGCCCCAGUACAAGCAGUGACUCCCCCAUUGGCUUCCAAUGUAGCCAACACCCUGGGGGAGGAGGGGGUGGUGGUGGUAUAGGCAGGAGUGGGGGAGGUGGAUGGGGUGAGGAGGACCUCUUUAUCAGUGACAGGGACAUUGAGGCACAGGGAUUUGACUUCCUGUCACUGGGGACUGCUGAGGCCCACACCUACUCCACGGAGCUCCUGAGGACAGGGAGCAGAGCAGGGGCAGGGUCCCAAGGCUCUAACCGUAACCUGGCUAGUGGUCACACAUCCUCGCCUUCGGCUGGCAACUCCGAAUUGCUGAACAUGCCGCACGUGCGGCUAAAAUAAACUGGCCUACAUGUUCAGAAGGCACGCAAAUCUCACCUCACAGAGACGGUUUUUAUCCUUUUUGGAGGGGAGUGGGAGGGCGGGAAUAUUACAGUGGGUCCUUUUUUUGUUUAUUUUCAUGUUGAUCCAUUUGAUAAGAAUCACAGUAUUUUCAUACAGGCUGAUCACAUAGGGCAUAUCAUUGCAUGAGUUACUCCUAGUUUUGUGUGAUUGACAAAUCUGAGCUAAAAGAUGAAGACAGAACCCAAAAACCUGAGACGUUGCUAUUAAACAAAACCAACUUAACUCAGUCCUGAAUGACGGUUGGUUGAUAUUUGACCUUGAGACAGAGCAUGAGCAUUGCAUGUUUUCAGUCAAAGGUACUGAGUUUAGCAAGAUAGUUUACACUUCAGUAGAAAGGAAUGGAAAACAAACACUUCGGGAGAAUUCCCUUGAGAAUACCACACCAUUUUUUUAAUAGAAAAACAUUGGACUUAACACUUACAUGUGCCCAUGUACACGGGAUCAAUUUCUUGUCACUCCAAUCACAUGACAGGCCUCCAUACUAAAGUGAAUGUUACCUCACCAUUGCCAUACUUUUCAUUCUUGAUAACUGUCAGUAAUUCUUUUUUUAUUUCUAUAGCAUUGCUCAUGUUAGGAAACCAGACACCCCCUUACAUUUAAGUCCUUAAAUCAUAUCAAAUACUAUCCUGAACCAAUGACUUUGGUUACCUGCAAUCUUCGCAAAAAUCCCACACAAGGACUAUAACAGCACGAUUUAGCUUCUGAACUACAGGUCUUGUAUACUGAACAUUUUUGCUAACCAUUUUCCAAUGCAGGCAGUACAAUUUUAAAUUUUUUAAAAUGUAUUCUUUCUACAGUUUCAGAUAUCCAUUGGUUUGCAAUAAUGUCUGUACAGUAAAUCAAUUAACAGACUCCUAAAACAUGCUUGAGGUUAGUAAUCCAUCACAGGGGGGAUAUAAGGUCUUUUUUGUGAAUGUUACAUGCUCAGUGUGUGAUUUAGGGCUGCACCCGACUCAGAAUUAUGUCAGUCGAAUCAGAUUUGGCUUUUCAAUAUGAAUAUUCGGGUAUCCAGUUCUUAUUUUCCAUACAGAGCUUGAGAGUUUACAAAGGUUUUGGCAGUAUAUUCAGGGUGACAGUGGCGUUCACGUUCAUUGUAAUAUAGCAAACAAGCCAAGUUAGCCCUCUAAGCUGAUGUGUGCAAACUAUGCUAGUGACACAUCGGUAACAUUCAACAUCUUUUGCUGACACUUGAUAUCAAACAAAAGCCAGAGACUGUAUUGUAUGAAGUUGUAGUGCUGGGCGGUAUACCGGUUCAUACCGAAUACCGGUGUCUAUUUUUCUUAUGAUAUAUAUUUUUCAUAUACCCCAAUACCGGUGAGUAUUAUCUCAGAGCCUCUCUUUCUCCAGGCAGCUGCCUUCGUGUCAUUCAGACUGGCCCUGGGUCUGGGUCUGCAGCUGCCUGUGCCUGGAGAGUAGCAUGAAAGCAAGGAGCGCUCACUCUGCAGCUACAUCUGGGGACCAAAAUGUCCCCGGAUGUAGCUGCACGCUGACUGCCCAAAAACAACAACAAAAAACAAAAGAUUGCUCAACUUGAAGGAUCUCAGUGACACGACUGACAAUUCAAAUCUUUGUCUGUCAGGGUGCAGCCCUAGUGUGGUUAUGCAGUUUAAGUGCAGGUAGUUUUGAAAGGUCUGUGUUGCAUUACCUCAUAACAAUAAUGUCACUGUAACAGAAAUGACUUGAAUAAGUUUGGAAAGACUGCUAACUGAUUUACAUCAGACUGCCAACAUGCAUCCAAAUUUCUGAAACACAGUAUGUGAUGUCCAUGUUAUUUGUGGUGAAUAGGCUGAAGCAUGCAAACCUGCAGGACUGGCCCUUUAUUAUUUUUUUCUUUUAGCUAAACUGAAUUGGUGUCUUAUUUUGGGAGUCUUAACCAUAACCUGGAAAGCCCGGGCCAAAAAAGAGAAAUAUCAGUGUUACUGUAACUGCCAAGUAUUGGGACGCUUAGUGAUGUCACUUCUGCCAAUGGUCAGCUGUAAUAUGACAUGCACCAUCUUUGCAUCACAUGUACACACCUGUAUACGCACACAGCCAACUGUGACUCAUGUUCAUUAUACUGUGGAGUUUCUUCGAGAACAAGGAGCAGUUUUAUUUUCAGAUAACUUAUACACCGGCCAGUUGGUUUCCCAGCUGAUGACAGCCAUGGAUUGAAACACAUCUUGAAUGUCAUUUCUUGGUUUAAAAAUCAGCUCGAUGUUUUGUGUGUUUUAGCAAAGCACUUUGUUUUGGUUCGGAAACAGAUACACUGAAAGAAAAGUUCAGACAUCUAACAUUGUAUUGCAUUUGGCUUUUUGCCACCCUGUUUUUACACGCAAGGAAGAUCUCUUAUUUAAAUCAGGGUCAAUGUUUGCUUUUUUCAUACAGUGUCAUAUGGGAUUAUUUUUGCUUCCUUGAAGUGAACUUGCUGCAGAAUGUAUUCCUGUUGCAUGGUACAGAAUCAGGUGCAUCAGGUAAGGUUGCGCGGAUCUCUUCAAGGUGUAGGAAAAUAAUAGUAGCGCCGCAAGCUGCAGGUAAAUACUACCCAUAAAGAAUCCAAAGCUUCAGUGGUGACUAAUCACCCUUAGCUAGCAGUACCUCAGUGAAGACCCUAUCAAAGACUAGAGUAUAUGUGAAGGAGGCUGGGGGUCAGAGGUGGAUUUUACUUUCUUUCAGAUAUUGAAAUAUAUUUUGCAUGAAGAGGUUGUCAUAUUCAAACCUACCUAUAACUGAGAAUGGAUGCCAUGUCAUUAAGACAGAUCACUAUUUAUGGUUCAGCCUGAUUGCAUCAGAAGUAAAAAAAGACCUCAGCUCUGAUAUGAAGUCAGUACAUACAGUAUAUUGGUGCCUUGCUUUUGUGGUACAUAUUCAUCUCCAUAUCUACGAUUUCCUGAAAAGUGCAUUAGGUUCCUCCAAACAAAAAUGGUUCCUCGUUUUCUCUCCUUGUAGAUGUUCUGACUUGAGGCAUUUUAUGUUUGUUUGUUUUUUUUAAAUUUAGAGAUCAUUUUGCUACUGGGCAUAAAACGGGCCUUUGACAUGUCAACAUUCUGUCUCCUGUCUUUUAAUUUAUUUAAAUUAUGUGCACAUAUUUACACACUAGUAAUAAUCUCAGUUAGAUUUAUGAAGCCUGUAAUGUAAUGAAAAUGCAAGUGAACUUUUAUUCUCAUUCAUCAAUAAAGGAAAUUCUAUGAAGACU
Messenger RNA from Epinephelus lanceolatus (giant grouper), 6680 nucleotides. NCBI's taxonomy places the organism in Eukaryota, Metazoa, Chordata, Actinopteri, Perciformes, Serranidae. The record is from RefSeq and is a predicted model, not a curated record.